AUGACUAGAAAAAGGACAAAAAAAUUUUAUCCUAAUAACAAUGAUACUCAAAGAAAUACUGACGAUAGUGAUAGCGAUGACAACAACAAUAAAAGAUUAAGACCAAAUCAUGAAGGGCUUGAUAGUGGUAGUGGUGGUGAUGGCAAUGGUGAUGGUCGCCAUGACGAAAAACGUGAAAGUCGUAAUGUUGUACCAGCACCGCCAAAACUUAGUGUUCCUGAAAUAAGGCAAUCACAACAAGAAACCGCUAUUACGAACUUUAGUUCUUCCGAGUUAAGUUAUAAUGGUAGUGAUCGAAUAAUAUUUAUUAUUAGUGGGGAACAAAUUAGAACUGUUUGGAAAAAAAUAUUAAGAAAAGAGGAAUCUUGGGAUCAAAGCAAAGUUAGAAUUUUUGUUAGUUCUGCAUUAGCAGCAACAGAUAAUCGAACAGGUUACGAAGUAGAAGAAAUAGUUACUGAAUUAGGUAAUCCUAAAUGUGGUCUCAAAAGAUUGAGAGAAAUUAUAAAUUUUUCUUCCAUGUCAUGUGACGCCGGUCUUGAUAAAAAUGUGUUAUCAUUUCAAUAUGUUAUAUUACCUUUAUUGGGUUUAUUUACUAGAACGGCUAUCACUGAAUGUAUUUUGGAAAAAUAUGUUCAUGCAAUUUUUAUAAUGGUAUAUAAUAACCUUGACUCAUUUCUUUAUAAUAAUGUGAUGAAAAUGUUAAGGACGUUGGUUCAACGUAAUUCUAUUGUGGAUACUCGUGUUAGCGCUGAAAAUUUACUGUCACGUGAACGAUAUUCAUUUAUUCCGUCUUCUUUAGGAAUAUUUUUCUUGAUAAUCGUACGAUUUCUUACAGAAAUAUUGCGUCGUAUUAAAGAGGCGUCUAUUAAUGAAACAAUGCAUAAAAUUGCCAAUGAUUUAUAUCGAUUAAAGGCUAUGUAUCAGCAAUCACUUGAACAACAAAAAUUUUCUUCAACAGAUCAAUUAACUAGUAAUUUAGAGGUCAGAAAAUAUUUUUUCAUGGUAUUAGAAAGGGAGAUGAAUACCAUGAAUAAAAUGUUAAAUAAUGGACGUAAGAAUUUAAUUUUUGGAGCUAGAAGUUGGAAUGUAGAAUUAGAUCAUCAAUCAAAUUAUGGAGUAUUAGCCAUAGGAGCUGAUGCAGAAAGAACUUAUGAUCCACCCGGUGAAUUAUCAAAAUAUGGUAAAAGACAUGAUAAUGAUUUUUCAGAAAUUUCAAAAAUCUCAGUUAUUCCUACAAAAGAAGAAAUAUUAUGUGAACGUCGACCUUUUUUACCUUCUACACUUCGUAAUUCAUCACAUUUUUUAUCUGAUGGACCAGCCAGACUAUUUGAUACACAAUUCCGUCUUUUAAGGGAAGAUUUAUUAAAUCCAAUCCGUAGUGGCAUAUCUAAUUUAUUGACUGCAUUAUUACAAGAGCAUUCUUCUUCUAAUAAUGGUGAUUUAAAAUUAUCCAAAGAAUUAAAGAAAAUACAAGACAAAGGUGGUAGAUUUUCGUAUAAUGAUGGUACGAAUAGAAAUUGUGAUCUACAGGUAUAUACGAAUAUACAAUUCGCUGAUAUCUCUUGUGAUAGAAAAAGAGGAUUUGCUUGUACUAUAAGAUUUACUCCUCCAAUAACUAGUGCAAAAGAUGCAAUAGGUAGAAAAGAGUACUGGGAAAGAAGUAAAAAAUUAUUGGUUGGUAGUUUAGUUACCCUUAUAUUACCAAAUCAAAAACUUAAACCUACGUCAAUAAAUAAAUUUGAUUUUUAUUCACUUUAUUUUGGUGUGAUCGUAACAAGAGAUUUAAAUGCUUUAUCUAAAGAUGAACAUUCUGCGGAAAUAGUUAUUAAUUUUAUAGAUCCAUCAAUCUAUCCUAUUGCGUUAAGUGAGAUUUCAAAUUUUAGAAAAGGAUCAUUAGAAAAAAGAUUUAUGGUAGAAUCAACUGGUGUUUAUUUAGAAGCUUAUUAUCAUAUUCUUAAAACUCUUCAAACUACGGAUUCUUCUUCUUUACCUUUUGAAAAAUAUUUGACUCCUAAUUUUGAUGAUAUGAAUAAUGUUGAAGGGUCGAGCAGUACUCUUGAUAUUAAAGUUGAAAGUCCUAUGUAUACUAGAGCUCCAGGAUUUCAAUUUGAUUUAUCAAUUUUAUGUAAAAAUAAACAUCAUUUGAAAUUAAAUGUUGCAGAUAAGAGCUCUUACAAUGAAGUGGUAAAAGAUAUCGUUAAAUAUAGUGAUAUCGGUAAAUUACCCAAUGGAAACCCUUACGGAAUGGACGAAACUCAAGCCAAGGCGUUAGUAUCAUCUUUAACACGCGAAAUUGCAUUAGUUGAAGGACCUCCUGGUACAGGUAAAACAAUAGUUGGUGUUCAAAUAAUGAAAGUAUUAUUAGCCAGAGAAAAUCGAAAAGCAAAAAUUGGACCAAUUCUAACCAUUUGUUUUACUAAUCACGCUCUUGACCAAUUCUUGGAGCAUUUACUUGAUGAAAGGAUAAUGAAUAUAGUGAGAUUAGGAUCUCGAACGAAAUCUGAAAAGAUCAGAGGAUUUACUUUGGAAGAAAUUUGUAGAAAUCGUACUCAUAACAAAAAGGAAUCUUAUUUAUUAGCAAGAUUAUAUGAAGCGAUUGAUGAGAUAGAAAAAAAUACUGAAAAAGUAAAAAAUACUUUAUUUAGAAGAUGGAUGAAAUGGAGUGAUUUAAGUGAAUAUUUAAUGAUUGAAGAGAAUGAAUUUUACAAUAAAUUUGUUAAUGUAACUGAAAAUGAUUUACCAAGUUGGGUUUUAGCAACAGAUGAAAGCAAAAUUAAAAAAUGGCCAUUUGAGAAAUGGUUAAGUGGUGAAGACAUUUUAAUAAUUGAGAGAAAAAAACUCUUGUUAAACUCAUCAAAGACUAAUAAGAAAAAUAACAAGAAUAAUAGGAAAAAUAAUAAAAAUAAGAAAAAUAAUGAUAAAAAAUUAAAUGAAGGGACUGAAGAUAAAAUGGAUAUAAUUGAUAUUGAAUUACAGUUUGAUGACGCUAUGCUAAAUUGGAUCAAAAAUUACCAAGAACCGGAAGCGGAUCGGCCAUUGAUUGUAUUAUUAAAUGAUCAUUCAAUUUGGAAUAUGUCAAUAGUAGAACGAGAAAAACUUCAUGAUCAUUGGCGUACAAAAGUUUAUGAAGAAGCCGAAGAAAAAUUGUCCGAUUUACAAAAAAAGCAUGAUGAAAAACGUAAGGAAAUAGAUAAUAUUUAUGAUGAGAAACGUCGUCAAGUAUUAUUAAACAGUGACGUUAUCGGUAUGACUACAAAUGGUGCAGCUAAAUUUCAAAAUUUAAUUAGAUCAAUUGGUCCUAGAAUUAUUAUUUGUGAAGAAGCAGGAGAAGUAUUAGAGGCUCAUAUUAUUAGUGCAUUAACUCAAUAUUCACAGCAUUUGAUAUUAAUUGGUGAUCACAAACAACUUCGACCUCACAUUGCAACUUAUUCUCUUAGUAUGGAUUCACAAAUAGGAAAAAAUUUUCAAUUGGAUAAAUCAUUAUUUGAAAGGUUAGUUAAAGGUGAUAAUGCGGUUAAAAUUGAGAAGGCUCGACUUUUAACUCAGAGACGUAUGAGAGGAGAAAUUUCUGAUUUAAUUAGACACACACUUUAUCCAAAUUUAAUUGAUGGCGAUAAUACUACAGAUUACGAGAAUGUACGCGGAGCUCAACAUAAUGUAUAUUUUAUUGAUCAUAGGAAUCUAGAAGAUCAUUCAGGCAGAGAAUAUGCAAUAAAAUCUCAUGUGAAUAUAUAUGAAGUUAAAAUGGUUGUUGAGAUGGUAAAAUAUUUUGUUAGAAAUGGAUAUACUAAACCCGAUGAUAUAGCUGUACUUACUCCUUAUUUAGGACAAAUGAUUAAAAUUAGAGAUGCUUUAGCUAAAUCAUUUGUUGUUGUUAUUGAUGAAAGAGAUGCGCAGAAUAUUGCUGAGAUGGAAGAAGGACAGGAACAAGAAGGUGAUGGUGCUAUAAGCGUCGCAUCAAAAAAAUCAUUAAGUCGACAAGUUACUUUAAGGACUGUUGAUAAUUUCCAAGGUGAAGAAGCGAAUAUAAUUAUUGUCUCAUUAGUUCGUAAUUACUCUGAAUUUGGACAUAAAUAUGAUUCCAUUGGAUUCCUCAAAAGUGCAAAUAGAUCUAAUGUAUUAUUGUCACGCGCUCGUAAAGGAAUGUAUCUAAUUGGUAAUUCUGAAUUAAUGGCAAUGAAAUCUAAAAAUAUGUGGGCUCCUAUAAUUAAUAUUUUAAAAGAGCGUAACCAAGUUGGCUUUGGAAUGCCAAUUAUAUGUAAUCGACAUCCUGACUAUAAGAAUAUUAUCGCCAAACCUGAACAAUUUGAACAAAUUAGUCCAGAUGGUGGAUGCUAUGAAAAUUGUAACACGAAACUUUCUUGCGGGCACAUGUGUAAAUAUAAAUGUCAUUCAGAUGAUCCUGAACAUAUAGGAGUCAAAUGUUACGAACGUUGUUUAAGAUUACAUCCGGAAUGUAAUCAUCCAUGUCCAAAACUUUGUUUUGAAAAUUGUGGAGAUUGUGAAUUUCUUAUCGGAGAUAUCAUAUUACCUGGUUGUGGUCAUGAAUUAAAAAGUGCUAAAUGUUGGCAAGAUCAAACAAAAGAUUCAAUUAAAUGUAAAACUAAAGUUCCUAAAAAAUUACUAUAUUGUGAACACUAUAAAGAACUUUAUUGUUUUGAGUCUGUUGAUAAUGCCGAGUGUACAGAAAAAUGCAGUAAACAAUUAAAUUGUGGUCAUGAAUGUUUAAAAAAAUGUUUUGAAUGCCAAAAUCUCACUAUAUCAACAGAGGAACCCGAUAAUGAAAAUAUGGAAGAAGAUUUAAUCAUUCCUAUUGAACGAACGCAACAUGGAGAAUGUCAAACUAAGUGUCAAAAAUUAUUAUUUUGUGGGCAUGCAUGUAAACGUAACUGUCAUGAAGGAAUAGAAUGCCCACCAUGUAAGAAUUAUUGUACAGUAACAUGUGAACAUACAACAUGUCAUAAGCCUUGUUUAGAACCAUGUGCUGUAUGUGCAGAAAAAUGUUUAUGGGAAUGUAAACAUCAAGGAAUAUGUGAAUUAAGUUGUGGAGCUCCUUGUGAUAGAUUACCUUGUAACGAAAGGUGUAAUAAAGUAUUAAAAUGUGGACAUAAAUGUGCCGGAGUUUGUGUAUCAGAUGUGAUUUGCAGGAGUACAUUUAGAGAAAUAGAUUGGAAUGAAGAAAGAAUGAUUGUUCUUACUUGUAGGCAUGUGUUUACUAUGGAAACUAUGGAUAUGCAUAUGGAAAUGAAAGAUUAUUUUGAAGGUUCAAUUGAAGGGGGGUGGACAUCGGUUAAAAUACUUCCAUCUUCACCAUUGUAUAUGAAAAUGUGUCCAACAUGUAGAGCACCAAUUAAAAAUGUCAGGAGAUAUGGAAGAAUAAUUAACAAGUACACAUUAGACAUACAAAACAAGAAAUUCCUAACGAAAUAUAGUUCUCAAUUAAAAUCAAUUUCCCGAUCAAUCAUUAUUCUAAAAGAUAAAUUGAAGAGGAAUGAAUUAAAAAACGCUUUACCUAAACACGAACGAAGACCAAUUGAAGUUGUAAGAAAAGAGCGUGAUAUUAUAAACAAAAAAUCAUCUGAAAUCACACCUCAUUAUUAUUUUGAGAAUAUCGAAAUACAUCAUGGGUUUGAUAAAAUUAGCGAAAAGGCUUGGACUACUCAUGUUCAAAAAUUACUAGAUCAUUAUCAGAAAUUAAUUUCAAUUAUUAAUGUUGCAAAAUUGCCACCUCAUAAAAAAGCUUUUGAUGCUGCCGUUUCAAGUUUAUAUCAAACUAAGUUAGCAAAAGAAGUCCCUGAAAAUGAUUUGGCACAAGUACAGAGCUCUUCCACUGACUCAUCGAAUUCAUCUUCAAACUUUUAUCUAUCAAAUAUAAGUUCUAUUCCUUCUGAAACUUUUAAAAAGACGCUUUCACAAGUAGGAAUUUCAAUACCGCAAGUAGAUCGUAGAAUUUAUUUAGAUGCAUUUUUUGAAAUCAUCAAUAUACAAAAAAUUCUUCAUCACGAAAUUUUAUUUAUAAUUCAAGAAUUAUUAGAAGAAUCAACACAAAAUGAUAUGGUUAUUGAUCAUACAUUAAGUAUUAAAGAAGUUUGGAAAGGUUUUAUUAAAAGAUUACAAUCUUCUAUUCAAAAACAUUUAAAUACAAUAAAAGAAGUAGCGGAAUCUACUCAUUAUGGUAGACAUUUAUUUUUGGCCGAUGUGGAAAUAUUAGAAUUUGAUUUUAAAUUGCUUAAAUAUCAAAUAAAAGUUGCUCCUACUGAUAAAAAUGGUCACAUCAGUUGGAAACUUCAAGAGGAAAUUACAGAAAAAUGCAAGGAUAUUAAAAACCGUAUUGAAGUUAUAAUUGAAAGUAAUAGAUUUAAAGAUUCUGAAAGGGAAUUCAAGAAUAGUAUUCACAAGAGAUUACUUGAUUUAUUGGAAAAUUGUAAUGAAGUUGAAGAAUUUGCAAUUAAUUUGAGCGGAAUUUUACUUAUGGAAGAAAAAUUAGAAAUUCAUCGAGCUAUGAGAACUGAAUUUAGAGGUUCAGGACAUUGGUAUGAGUGUCCAAAUGGUCAUCCGUAUACGAUUGGAGAAUGUGGUGCAGCUAUGCAAACUAGUAGAUGUCCUGAUUGCAAUGAGGUAAUUGGUGGAUCUAGCCAUCAGUUAACCUCUACAAAUAGAAUUAAUUCAGAAUUUGACUCUAUGCCACAAUAA
Messenger RNA from Rhizophagus irregularis DAOM 181602=DAOM 197198, 6693 nucleotides. The record is from RefSeq and is a predicted model, not a curated record. NCBI's taxonomy places the organism in Eukaryota, Fungi, Glomeromycota, Glomeromycetes, Glomerales, Glomeraceae.